Rattus rattus (black rat) is the source of this 744-nucleotide messenger RNA. Its product is annotated as nuclear receptor corepressor 1-like. Lineage: Eukaryota; Metazoa; Chordata; Mammalia; Rodentia; Muridae. The record is from RefSeq and is a predicted model, not a curated record. Gene Ontology annotation, cellular component: nucleus. Bases 35 to 502 code for a protein of 155 amino acids. The transcript is spliced from 3 exons. Gene Ontology annotation, biological process: regulation of DNA-templated transcription.
CCCAGGAUACCCAAGUCAGUACCAGCUUUAUGCAAUGGAGAAUACAAGACAGACAAUCCUAAAUGAUUACAUUACCUCACAGCAGAUGCAAGUGAAUUUGCGCCCUGACGUUGCCAGGGGACUGUCCCCACGAGAGCAGCCACUGGGUCUCCCUUAUCCAGCUACAAGAGGAAUCAUUGACCUGACCAAUAUGCCUCCAACAAUUUUAGUGCCUCAUGCAGGGGGAACAAGCACUCCUCCCAUGGACAGAAUCACUUAUAUCCCUGGUACACAGAUUACUUUCCCUCCGAGGCCAUACAAUGCUGCUUCUUUGUCUCCAGGACACCCGACACACCUUGCAGCAGCUGCAAGUGCUGAGAGAGAACGAGAGCGGGAAAGGGAGAAGGAGCGAGAGAGAGAGCGAGAGCGUGAGCGUGAGCGCGAACGCGAACGUGAACGUGAGCGUGAGCGUGAAAGGAUCACUGCUGCUCCCACUGACCUCUACCUACGACCAGGUCAGUAGAGGCUUUGACCCUUAGGGAACAGGUCUUGCUAAUUUCUUGUGGGUUAGGAUGCUUAAUUACUCUAUUUAGGCAAAUAAGAAUUCUAAGAUAAAGACAAUAUAUGUAAAAUACAAUCAAAAGUGCUGUAGAAGUUGGAAGGAACUUUCCAUGACUUAAGACUCAUUCUAAUUGGGCCUGAGCAACAUGGGUCUUCAGUUGCUUCUGAAAAUACUGGGUAGGAGACUCUUAAAGCUAAAAGGAC